AUGCCCUCCGCAACACUCGUGGACACCAUGUCCGAAUCGAGAUCACUAUUUGGACGGAGCUCAACGUCUUCUCGCAUGGCAGGGUCCCCUAUCGAAUCGUCAGCAGAUAUCGCAAUCACAGUCACACCCAGUACAUCAUCCAACUAUUCCGCUUUGAUUACAGAUGAAGCCUCCGGAGCUUCGUACGAGUUGGCGACCCCGCUCACUGCCAAGAGCUCCGUUAUUGCUACGUACCGCAAUUGGGUCGGCCCUCGUGUUGUGCAAGGCGAUUCCGCUUGUUGGCGUGAAGCCCACAUUAUGGACGUGUGUCCAUCGCAGUACGACCGCAAUGAAGCCACCAACACGUGCUGGACACAGUGUCCGAUCGAGUUCCCCAUCCGGUGCGGCAUGGAGUGCAUCCGUCAAAACGACGGCUGUGGGCGCGAGGUCUUUUACAAGAUUGGCUCCAUUGUCAACGUCGGCCUCAAUGGCAUAAUGGACAACUGGUUUGGCAAAUUUCGAGCAAUGAGUAAAGCCAUAAGAACCGCUACCAUGUGUGCGUGUAUGGUGCUAGGCGAGGUCCGUGCCAUUCUUCGGUAUGUUCGGAGUGUAAAGACUUCGGAUCCCCAAGUCUCUCGCGAUCGGCUCUUGACAAUGUUGUUCCAGUCCAAUGCUGUGGUCGUUGAAUUGCCCAUUACUAUCAAGCUUUGUUUGGGUGGCACCGCAAGUUCCCAGUGGUGGCUCGCUGACCGAAUCGUCGCGUCAACGCAGUACCUCUUGUCCCAAAUUCUGUCCCACGAAGACUACCUCAUCACAAGCUUUGACCGGUUCAACGCUUUUCUAAGAGGAGCCAACUUCACGGUCAUGCCAGAGAUGAUGACCGACGGAGAGAUCCAAUAUUUGAAGCACGCGCUCGAGUCCAACUCGACUUGUGGACACGACUUGCAGGGUCUAGUGGAACGUGCGUGGUUGACGAUCGAGUCUCUUAAAGAAGAGCACCCUGGUAUUACGAAAGAUGAGCUGCGCGUCAAGAUUCAGGACACCCAGCUGGCCAAGACGGAUAUUGCCAGAGUCACUAGCAACUGCAUGGGAUUGCUCAUUCAGCAGUCGGACGAGAGAACAGCGUACACUACGCGGGACACGAUCCGAAAGACGUUUGGCGUGAUUUUCAAUGACCUGAUUACUAAAGGCGUGAGCAACAACGGGUCGUCGUACAAGGCGAACGAGUACACGUAUCAAUGGCUGAACCAAGGUCUCAACUUCUGGGUCUCGACAGGAUUCGACAUGAGCGGUAUCUCCAGUAUGAUCUCUGAGUACUUCCAGUCCAUCUGCGGACCCACACAGUUCAUCGGUGAGGUAGACGAUGGCAGUCAUCCGGAUACACUCGGACUCAACACUAUUCAGAACGCCUUCAAGAACAGCACCAUGAUGUGGACCAGGAAAGGGGACGGCCGCGUUAUCAUUUCUUUUACCAGCAACGAUACUGAGGACGUGACAGUCAACAUCAUGUCUGGAGGGGACAAAAUUGACGAGAUCAAAGUCGCUGCAGGCAAAAGAGGGACGUGGAAGUCCACCGUAUCCAUCCUGGGUGGUAAAACACUCUACUUGGAUCGAUGGCGUCCCGGGUUUCUCGGGCUCCCAGGCACCGGCGGUGGCUCGCUGAUGUUGUGGGUGCCCCACGCGGCCGAAGGAGGCCAUUUAGAUUUGAACGUGCACUUGAACGUGAGUUAG
Peronospora matthiolae is the source of this 1710-nucleotide messenger RNA. The record is from the annotation of a GenBank genome assembly. Lineage: Eukaryota; Oomycota; Peronosporomycetes; Peronosporales; Peronosporaceae.